CAUUCUUUUCUCUCUUUCAGCGUCCCUUUUUAUUUCUCGCUUGAUUUCUGUUUAGAAAGAUUCCUUUUCUUUCUGAUAAUCUGAUUUCCACUUGAGCGGACCGUUUCCCUCGUGGAUCUCAGUCUAUUUCUUCGAAUCUCCUUUUCCUGAUCAACGAUCACCAAGGGGAACUUACUCUCCAGCGCUCGCUACCUCACGCCUCCACGCUCGCUUCCAUAUCACGUCCUUUUCCUUGCACAAUGGCUUCACCACCUCCUAGUAAUGGCACACCUGCCACCGCCUCCCCGCCCAGCAGCAAGCCCGGCUCUCCUUUCGUCGAGCGCAGCAACCCAAUGGGCGCCGGAAAUGCUCAGACGGUCACCUCCAAGGACCCCAAGGCUGCGGCGCAGGCUGCCACCGAUAUGAAGAACGUGGUUCGCCGGAAGCUAACCGGCUAUGUUGGUUUCGCCAACCUUCCCAACCAAUGGCACCGCAAGAGUGUCCGCAAGGGAUUCAACUUCAAUGUGAUGGUUGUCGGUGAAUCCGGACUCGGAAAGUCUACGCUUGUGAACACCCUUUUCAAUACUUCUCUUUACCCUCCGAAGGAGCGCGCGGGACCUAGUCACGACAUCAUACCCAAGACCGUCUCGAUUCAAUCCAUCAGCGCGGACAUCGAGGAGAAUGGUGUCCGCCUUCGUUUAACCGUCGUUGACACCCCUGGAUUCGGCGACUUUGUCAACAACGACGAUUCCUGGCGCCCCAUUGUGGAAAACAUUGAGCAGAGAUACGAUGCUUACCUCGAGGCUGAAAACAAGGUCAACCGUACGAACAUCAUUGAUAACCGCAUCCACGCCUGUGUUUACUUCAUCCAGCCCACCGGUCACUCUCUAAAGCCGCUUGAUAUCGAGGUUAUGCGCAGGUUACACACCAAGGUCAACCUUAUCCCUGUGAUCGCUAAGGCUGAUACUCUGACGGAUGAUGAAAUCUCCAUGUUUAAGAAGCGGAUUCUCGCCGAUAUCCAGCACCACUCGAUUCAAAUCUUCGAAGGGCCUCGCUACGAACUUGACGACGAAGAGACUAUCGCAGAAAACCAAGAAAUCAUGUCGAAGGUUCCUUUUGCCGUUGUCGGUGCCAACUCAGAGGUUGCUACAUCCGAUGGCCGCAAGGUCCGUGGCCGUAGCUACCCCUGGGGUAUCAUUGAGGUCGACAACGAGGAGCACUGCGACUUCGUCAAGCUGCGCCAGAUGCUUAUUCGCACCCACAUGGAAGAGCUCAAGGAGCACACUAACAACCAUCUGUACGAGAACUACCGCUCCGACAAGCUUACUCAGAUGGGUGUCGCCCAAGACCCAAGCGUGUUCAAGGAAGUCAACCCUGCUGUGAAGCAAGAAGAGGAGCGUGCUCUGCACGAACAGAAGCUUGCCAAGAUGGAGGCAGAAAUGAAGAUGGUCUUCCAACAGAAGGUAGCAGAGAAGGAAAGCAAACUGAAACAGAGCGAAGACGAAUUAUACGCUCGACAUCGUGAGAUGAAAGAACAACUGGAUCGCCAACGCGCAGAGUUAGAAGAGAAGAAAGCCCGCCUCGAGAGUGGACGGCCACUCGAAGAAAAGGGAAAGAGGAAGGGAUUCUCUCUUCGUUAAACAGACGCUUAGUCGGAAACCCCGACGGUCUUCGCCUAAAAGCCAUAAGACAGCUGAUAGUGUGUAUGGUCGUUGGAGGCUUAUUGGAACUUCUACGUUUGAUUCUCCACGACUUGUCGAUUGAUCGAGCGCCUCCCACAACCUUCCGCCUUCUCUUUUUCGUGUUUUCAUCGUUCUCCACGCUCCCUCUAACCCGUCUCUCUUAUCCCCUUCCAGUAAUGACUGAAUCUAAUUGAGUGGACCAAGGAGGGAAAUGGAUUGCCUCAAUAUCUUUGCCUUGGGCUUACACAGGAGAUGCGCCAGACCACAAGAGCCACCUUUCGAUGCUUGAUACGGCUGUUUUCAGUGGCUGAAGUUUUCUGGUCCUGAAAUUGCGAGAGGAUUCACGAGGUGGCGGCCUGCAAUUCGUCUCAGGUUGGGAAUCUACUGCCUCAUGUCCACAAUUCACUUCUUGUUAUGUACUUUUGCCUACGCUAUACCUUGUUCCCGCCUGCUUCCUAUUCCCCUUCUGUGGUCCAGUGCUGCUAUCGUUCUAUAUUAGUUGCACCUUUGUCUCUUCUACACAUUUUAGUGAGAUCGCCCACCCUCGACCAUCUUUCUGACGUUUUCCUUACCUGUUACCUUGAGUUUGUCGUGCUAGUCUCAAUUUGAAGUCAUAAAAGCAGAAAUUGUGGCAG
Molecule: messenger RNA, 2296 nt
Organism: Aspergillus nidulans FGSC A4
Lineage: Eukaryota; Fungi; Ascomycota; Eurotiomycetes; Eurotiales; Aspergillaceae
Gene: aspB
Product: septin aspB
Exons: 5
Coding region: 240-1619 (459 amino acids)
Cellular component (GO): cell cortex; septin complex; septin cytoskeleton
Molecular function (GO): GTP binding
Source: RefSeq, a predicted model, not a curated record